Molecule: messenger RNA, 1299 nt
Organism: Annulohypoxylon maeteangense
Lineage: Eukaryota; Fungi; Ascomycota; Sordariomycetes; Xylariales; Hypoxylaceae
Product: glycosyltransferase family 33 protein
Exons: 3
Coding region: 1-1299 (432 amino acids)
Cellular component (GO): endoplasmic reticulum
Molecular function (GO): mannosyltransferase activity
Source: RefSeq, a predicted model, not a curated record
AUGCUUCCCUCACGCUACGUUAAACAUUCUCCGGCUUCAAAGGAAUCCGUGUCUGUUCAAGUUUUAGUCCUCGGGGACAUUGGCCGAAGCCCGCGUAUGCAAUACCAUGCGCUAAGUGUUGCUAGACAUGGUGGGAGAGUCGAUCUUAUUGGCUAUCACGAAUCCCCUCCUCAUCCCGACCUUCUUUCUAACCCUCGGGUUAGGAUCUAUCCGUUGGCACCUCCGCCAAAUUUAUUAAAGUCUAGGUCAAUUCCAUUCAUCAUCUCUGGGCCUUUGAAAGUAUUGUGGCAGAUAUGGACUCUCUUUCAAGUGUUGGGUUACCGAACACCCCCUGCAAGAUGGCUUCUAGUUCAGAACCCACCAUCCAUCCCAACUCUUGCCAUUGCGCUCCUUAUUUCUAUCUUACGAAAUACCCAUCUCAUGAUUGAUUGGCACAAUUAUGGCUGGACAAUCCUCGCAGGUACCAAGGGGCGGGAUCACCCUUUUGUUAAAAUUUCCAAGGCCUAUGAAUGUGCAUUAGGCCAGGCAGCCCCAACCGUCAACAUUACUGUUACCCAUGCAAUGAAAAAGCAAUUAGAACGGGAACCCUACAACGUCACGGCGCCAAUCCUUACUCUUCACGACCGACCGGCUUCCAUUUUUCAACCCCUCACAUCGUUACCGGACCGUAGAGAUUUUCUCGAGAAGUUGUCGGAGACGAGAGACUUCGCCUCGAAUAUAAUAGCAGGUCAAACGAGACUCAUAGUGAGCAGCACUUCCUGGACACCUGACGAGGAUUUCUCUCUUUUGCUCGAGGCAUUGGUCAAGUACGCCAAGGAGGAAACUGUUCGUCCAAUCAUCGCGAUUAUUACGGGACGUGGUCCCCAAAAGGCAUUUUACGAAGAGAAAAUUAAAUAUCUGCAGAAAGCAGGAAGAUUGCCUAACAUUCGCAUACUAACUGCAUGGCUUACAAUGGAAGACUACGCCAGGCUCCUAAGUUGUGCUGACCUUGGAAUAUGUCUUCACAUGUCUAGCUCAGGCGUGGAUCUACCUAUGAAAGUAGUAGACAUGUUCGGCUCGGGUUUACCAGUCGCAGCUUACUCGGGAUACGAAAGUUUUAGCGAGUUAGUCAAGGAAGGGGUAAACGGAUGUGGCUUCGAGAAAGCAGAUGAGCUGGCUGUUAUCUUAAAGCGGCUAUUUAGCGACGACGGAUCAGCUGAGCUCCAGAUCCUACGUCAAGGGGCCAAGAAAGAGAGUGGUUUACGGUGGGACGAGGAGUGGGAUCGGGUUUUGGGACGUGUAUUUGGGGUCAUCGACUGA